Messenger RNA from Bactrocera dorsalis (oriental fruit fly), 534 nucleotides. RefSeq lists its product as uncharacterized. The record is from RefSeq and is a predicted model, not a curated record. The transcript has 3 exons. Bases 1 to 534 code for a protein of 177 amino acids. NCBI's taxonomy places the organism in Eukaryota, Metazoa, Arthropoda, Insecta, Diptera, Tephritidae.
AUGGUGCUGAGCGAAAGCGAGGCCGAUAGCCCAGGACCCCUCACACUUUCCCCCACGAAAUCCAAAGCGACCAUAUUUACGAACUGGACGAAGGAGUAUAGACACGAACUUAAUAUUGCAGUCGAUGGCGUUAAAAUUCCGACUGUCAAUAACCCUAAGAUUUUAGGUGUAACAUUCGAUAGUCUAUGCUCCUUCUCUCCCCAUACGCCCCCGAUUAUCGCCAAGGUACAGAGCCGCAACAAAAUCCUCAAGUCGCUAGCCGGCAGCACAUGGGGAAAAGACAAAGAAACGUUGUUGGCAACUUACAAGACAAUUGACCGGCCGGUCCUUAACUACGCAGCACCAAUAUGGUCGCCUGGAUGCAGUGGUACGCAGAUGAGGAAACUUCAGACCUACCAGAUUACUGCACUCCGGACCACGACGGGAUGCCUUUUGAUGUCUACCAUAGAACACCUCCACUGUGAGACACUUAUGCUCCCUGUAAAGCAGCAUAAUGAACUCCUCUCCAAGCAGUUCCUGCUAGGAUUAGACUAA